CCUCAGCAAUCAGUAAAUCCCUCCACGCCUGUAAAAGCUCAGUUAUUGUGUUGUCUGCAGAGCUCCAACAUGUUGCUUCUCCCACCCGGAGAUCUGGAGAGGCUAGAGAUGGUGGGAUGUGGAGGAUUUGGGAACGUCUAUAGAGGAUGGAGCCAGAUGCUGAAAAUGGAGGUAGCGCUCAAAGUGGUGCAAGAAGGCCAUAGUUCCAACCUGAAAAAGCUGAUGAAGGAUCUAAUGAAGGAACGAGAUGUGAUGCAGAAAGCGAGCAACCCCCAUGUUCUCCGUCUCCUUGGAGUAUAUGAGAAGGUGGAAGGCAGACGUGUAGAGCAUGGACUGGUCAUGGAGUAUAUGCCUCAUGGUUCUCUACACACUCUCUUUGGCGAUAUCCCAGAUGUCCCAUUUGCUUUGAGGUUCCAGAUUCUUCAUCAAGUGGUCCUCGGAAUGAACUACCUUCACAGUCUGAAUCCUCCAAUCAUCCAUCGGGAUCUAAAACCCUGCAAUGUCCUUUUAAAUAAGCAUUUAGAUGUUCAGAUCACCGAUUUUGGGUUGUCUAAGAUUGUAGGGGCUACUAUUUCUUCAGUGCCAUCAUUUGCAGGGACAUUGUCCUACAUGCCACCUGAAGCUCUAAAUGACAUUAACUAUCAGCCUUCAAAAUCAUAUGAUGUAUACAGUUUUGGAAUCUUAGCAUGGACAGUUUUUUCAGGGGAAGAGCCUUACCCAGGUAUUCCUUCAGCAAUAAUCAUGCGUUGUGUAACAAAGGGUCAGAGACCCGCAGUGAGUGUCCUAGACCAGUACCGUGAUGUUAGAAUGGUGCCAGAAGCGAAAGAGUUAAUGAUCAGAUGCUGGGAUCCCAAUGCAGAGAAGAGACCCGGCUUCCAUGACUGCAGUGAAUGUACAUCAGUGAUGUAUGAAGCUUAUCAGAAGGAGGCGAGAAGUGCUGUUCGAAGUGUUGAAGAUCAUCUACCAAAUAUGGGUUCUUCAACUCAGCAAGCUGAAUCAUCUGGCUAUAUUAGUGGAGAUACAGAGGAAUUUCUAAACGCCCUAGAAAAUAGAGGAAUGAGUCAAGAUUCUAAACCGUUAGACCGAAAAGCAGCUGGAAAAGGUCGAAAGCCUCCUACGCAAGCUAAAUCACCUGGCAAUAUUAGUGGAUAUGCAGAGGAAUUUCUAAACGCCCUAGAAAAUGGAGAAAUGAGUCAAGAUUCUAAACCAAUAGACCGAAAAGCAGCUGGAAAAGGGCGAAAGCAUACUAUGGCUCGUGAGACUGUUGGAAAAAUCAAUACGAAUAAAAAAGAUAUCUCCAACACAGGAGGUGUUAUAAAUAAGCUUGCCGGCGUUCUUACGAAUCCUGGUGGCUACAAAAAGAUCACAGGCAGGUUGGCCAAUGAACUAAUUUCAAAAGAAAAUCAGCAAAAGAUAAUUUCCUCUAAGCACCUGAAAGACUAUGACACUGCAGCAAAAAUAUUUCGAGAAAAACUGAGAGAAGAGCCUCCACCGAUUUUACCAUUGUUAAAAAACAUCUUUUAUUCAUGAUCUAUAUUAAAUAUUACAGAAGGACAGUUGCUAAAUGGCCAAAGUGGUUGAAAGGAAAAUGACAUGAACUACAGUUUUCCUAAGACUAAAAGAAAAAAUCUGCAAAGAACUAUUACUAAGGUUAGAAAACCUACAGAUUUGUCUAUGGGAGUCCAGAGAUGUCAAUUUUAGGGGCGUGACCACUCCUACUUAGAAUUGCAUUGCUGACAAAGUCAACGACGACGGCUUAGCAGAAAUAUUCAAUACAAUGUGCUGCACGACUUAUCUUGGACUUGAGUGGAUGUUAAAGAUAAUCUGUCACUUUCUCCAUUCAAGGCAAAGUGACAGGUUCUUAUGAAAAGCUCACCCACCUCACCUCUUAAACCCAUCCUUGCUGUACUCCCCCCCAACCCUGUUCUUGUGUUGGAGCCAUUUCAAAUGCCUUGUUCUUUUGGAUAUGGAGGAGCAUGAAGUGUUUGGGCCUGAGCUGCCAAUCACUUACCUGAAACACUGUUAACAUGUGGGAGGGAACUUGGUCACCAACCCUGGGUAGAUUUCAAGACUGCCUAACACAAAGCUUACACAGGAUUAGGAACCAUGAGGCAAGCAUCUGGGGGGUGAGCUACUGGGAGAACCUGUCAGUUUGACCAAUUCUCUUUAAGCUCAAGGUUUAGUAAUAUUUAUAUGAACCAGGCCUUGUAUAUUUAACCUUAAUAAGAUUGAGUAUUGUACUUUUUUUUAAUUUGCACUAACAGGGCAAGAUUUUAGGGGUCUACCCUCUUCUUCUAGGCCCAAACUAACCUACUGUUUAAGGGUAACGUGAAGUAUUUUCAGUGAUUUGAAUAUUUUUUUAAAUAAAUAAACACAUAAAUUGGAUCAA
Molecule: messenger RNA, 2389 nt
Organism: Rana temporaria (common frog)
Lineage: Eukaryota; Metazoa; Chordata; Amphibia; Anura; Ranidae
Product: receptor-interacting serine/threonine-protein kinase 3-like
Exons: 12
Coding region: 70-1530 (486 amino acids)
Biological process (GO): protein phosphorylation
Molecular function (GO): JUN kinase kinase kinase activity; ATP binding
Source: RefSeq, a predicted model, not a curated record